CAUGGUGUUGGAGUCACAUCAGCAACAUCAGCAGCAAUGGACAAAGUGGGAUCUUUAUUUGCAUAUAAAACAGCCAAAUAUGUGGUGGCAAAGAAUAAAACAAUCGGUAUUUUAUACAGACUGUUUCAACUCAUUGUCCUCGGAUAUCUAAUUGGGUGGGUGUUCCUGAAAAACAAAAAAUACCAAAUAACAGAUGAAAUCAUUCAGAGCUCAGUGAAAACAAAAGUUAAAGGAUAUGCGACCAUCACAACAUCAGAUGGUAAGGAAGAGGUCUGGGGGCCGGAGGACUAUGUCAUUCCACAACAGGGGGACAAUGUUUUCUUUGUAACAACCAAUUUGGUAGAUACCCCAAACCAAACGUUAGGCUACUGUCCAGAGAGUCCAUCCGCAAUUGGUUUUAAUUGCACAGAAGAUGCAGACUGCAAACAGAGCAAGUUUUUUGGAAACGGGAAAAAAACUGGCAUAUGUUUGAACAUCACAAACAGUAAUUUUACUGGCAUUUGUGAAAUAUAUGGUUGGUGUCCACCUAAAACAAAAGACCGGCCAAAGACGCCAGUGCUGAGUGAAGCUGAAAACUUCAUCUUGCAAAUAAGGAACAACAUUAGAUUUCCCAAGUUUAACUUCACAGGUUCAAAUUUCAAAGGGAAAUCAAUUAAACAGUUAAACACUUGCUUCUAUGAUGAGAUCAAAGAACCACACUGUCCUGUAUUUCGCCUGGGAGAUAUUGUACAGAAAGCUGGGUACAGCUUUCAGGAGAUGGCUGUUUAUGGUGGCUCAAUUGGAAUUAUGGUUGAAUGGCAGUGUGAUCUUGAUAAAGGAUGGGAUUGCAAUCCUCAGUACAGCUUUGCGCGUCUGGGCAACUCGCCCACACACGAAUUUAAAUUCAGAUAUGUUCGCUAUUUCACAGAUGCUAAUGGAGGGAAAUACAGAACACAUUAUAGUGUGUCUGGAAUUCAUUUUGACGUCAUGGUUUUCGGAAUGGCAGGAAUGUUUGGUAUUAUUCCUACCAUUGUCAACUUAGGCUCAGGUUUCGCUUUUAUGGGUGCUGGUGCUUAUAUCUGUGACAUAAUACUACUGUACAUGAUGAAGAAACGCACUCUUUAUAGAGUGUUGAAAUUUGAGACCGUGAAAAAGUAUGGAAGAAUGACAAGAACAUAGAGAAAAUUGUAUAAAAUAUGUCAGCCUGAUCUCAUGAGAAUUUGUACCUAUUUUACAAAUUGGCUAAUUCAUAUGAAUUUGUAAGUUAAUCGUGCAAAAACGUAUGAUCAUCAUUAAAAAAAACUAUAGCAAAACUCCACCCCAUGACCCAACGUCAAAGGAGUAAAGCCAAAUCAUACAAAAUGUCUGGUCGUAAGAAUUAGUACAAAUUGCCACCUCAUAAAUACAUAUGAAUUGCCAUGAGAUACGUGUUCAUAUUUAUUAAUGAUAAUUAAAGUGGUUAAAUAUUUAUUUAAAGGAGACAUAUCAUGCUAAAUCCACUUUCUUAGCUCUUAAAUGCAUUUUGUUGUAUAUUUGUAGUGUUUAGAAGUACAUAAAAGUUGAAAUUAGUCUCUUCAGGUGCUUUGUUGAUAUCUUUAUAUUCUGUUUUGGUCAUAUUUUCCAACCUGUUCUGAUUUUUCUAUUAUCUAUUACGUUUUUUGAACAAUUACGUCACAGCAUUUGCAGCAGAACUGCCAAAUAAGGACAUCGACUCCAAGCCCAACACUAUGAGCAAUCCGCCAUUUUCAAUUUCUCGCUGCGAUAUUGUAGUCCAAGCUCAAGGAUGCAGAAGUAACGAAAGAGUAAAUCAAAAUGUUCGGUUGUUGAACCUGUGCCUGGUUGAGUUUUAUUUUUCACGGAAAUCUCAUUUUUUAGUGCGCGAAGCACUUCAAGGAUAACUAUUUCACCAACCUCCGCCAGUAUAAAGAAGGAUUUGCCGAUAGACUUCGUCUGAUUGAGGGGUCAAUUACUUCUAUCUUUGGAGACGACGAGCAGAGCACUUCGGUAAGCUGUAAAUAACUUUAAAAACAGUAAAGUACACGGUGGUCAUGGUUUAGCAGUGCUGUUUCUCAAUCCGAAGUCUGCAGCCUGUGGAUGUCGCAUGUGGUCAUCAACCCGGGAUUAAGUUAUAGCAUAUUACAACAACUUACAAUUAACUAAGAAUAAUAGUCAACUUUAUAAUUGAUAAUAUUCUGAAAUAAGACAGCCGGCAUUAACACACCAUUGCGAUACCUCCAUAUGAAAACGUUGUUCUGCAGGUUCGUCGUCUUCAUUUUCAUCUCGCUCCAUUUCCGACUCUGGCGCGAACAUAUAAGGCUGGAUUGACAAGUCUUCCGUUGUUGACAUUUUGUGAAUAACGAGUAAAUAAAAAGUUUCUGUGCAGCUAGAUAAUCGUAUCUCUGCUAUAAAACUACAAAAAUGGCCGAACGGGGUGGAGUUUAACCGAGUGUCACCUCUGCAACCUGGAGAGGGGGCAGGGUAUGACGUGCAUUUAAAAAGACAGUACCAAAACGAGUUGCUCUCAGCUGCACAUCAGAAAAGGGGUAGAAAGGGGGCCUGUGGGGCUAUAAUAAUGAGGAAUUCAGACCCAAGCAUUGCAGUUUCGCUUUAUAUAGACCACAAAUAGAUGAUUUAUAUGUAAAAAGGACAGAUUUAAAAGCAUGAUAUGUCUGCUUUAAAAAACUGCAUGUAACUGUUGACUGUAUGCAUGCUAAGUAUAAGGAAUUACAAUGUGUACCUAGUAAAGUACUUUUGAAAUAGUCAGAAAAAUAAACAUUAGUCCAAAAAACUACUUUUGUCUACUUUACAUGAAGACCAGUAAAAGUAAAAUCACCACGUCAUUUUGAUUAUAAACAUUUACAUUUCAUUGCCCAUUUUACUAUACUUUAAACUUAUGAACAUGCCUAUGUUGAAUCAAAAUCUAAUCAAAAACAUGUGUCAUAUAUUAGAUAAUGUCAUUUUAUUUUUACUAAAUGAUGUCAUUUCACUACAUAUCCAUCAGCUGUUUUUCCAUGAUAAAUUCAAUGAAACAAUUCAAAAUGGAUGUUUUUCAUAUUAGCAGUUCACAAUCAAUUGGCAUAUAUUUGAAUGUAUUGUUUUGUAUUGUAUUGUAUUUACGUUGAUCUAAAAAAUAAUGUUUAAGAG
Paramisgurnus dabryanus is the source of this 3123-nucleotide messenger RNA. RefSeq names its product P2X purinoceptor 5-like. Gene Ontology annotation, cellular component: plasma membrane. Gene Ontology annotation, molecular function: purinergic nucleotide receptor activity; extracellularly ATP-gated monoatomic cation channel activity. Lineage: Eukaryota; Metazoa; Chordata; Actinopteri; Cypriniformes; Cobitidae. The record is from RefSeq and is a predicted model, not a curated record. Gene Ontology annotation, biological process: response to ATP; calcium ion transmembrane transport.